CCCGUGGAUCUACCCGGUCCUAAAUGGACAGCAUGUCGCCGCAGCACGGGACCACCGGACAGAACCGGACCACCGGACAGAACCGGACCACCGGACAGAACCGGUCCGGCUCUCUGACGGGGGACAGCAAGAAGAAGAUGAAGACUUUGGCCCAGAGGCGACAGUCUGCUCCCUCGCUGGUCAUCAGCAAAGCACUCACCAGAUCGAGAAGCACGUCCAGGGAAAGCUGCAUGACACCAGCCAGCCCAGAGUCCUGUGCCCUGGUCCAGGCCUUCCUGGCUGAUUGUCCACGCCGCCUGUUCCUGGGUCACGCCCAAACGCAGCUGAAGACAGGCCUGCAGACCCAGGAGAGACACCUCUUCCUCUUCACUGACACGCUGCUCGUCGCCAAGGCCAAGUCUCCCACUCACUUCAAGGUGAAGGCCCAGGUCCGAGUGUGUGAGAUGUGGACGGCCGGCUGCAUGGACGAGGUGUGUGAGGGCAGCACCAGCCCAGAGAGGAGCUUCGUCAUGGGCUGGCCCACCUGCAACUGUGUGGCCACCUUCAGCUCCCAGGAGCACAAGGACAGGUGGUUGGCACUCAUCAAAAGUCGGAUACUUGAGGGCAAACGGAAGGACGACCCCAAGACCAUUCCUCUGAAGAUAUUUGCAAAGGAUAUCGGAAAUUGCGCAUAUGCCAAGACACUCGCGGUCAGCAACACCGACAGCACCACGGAUGUUGUCCGCUUGGCUCUGCUGCAGUUUGGCAUAUCGGGCUGCGUCAAAGACCACCGGUUGUGGGUGAACUCCAGUAAGGACGACCCUCCUUACCCUCUCAUCGGCCACGAGUUUCCAUUCAGUAUCAAGAUGAGCCACAUUCGGGACAGCAAGAGCUCCGGUGGUGGAGGACUGGGAGGUGUGGGAGGAGGACCGGGGAGAGAUCCAACGAGUCCCGCGGACUGUCCAGGGGUGCUGCUGCUCGACCAGUGUCUCCCUCCAGACACCCAGUGCCAGUUCAUCCUCAAACCCAGCAAGGUGGCCCCGGGACAGGCUCCACUUAUAGAGCCCGGUCAGCAGAAGUCCUUUAAGAGGAAGAGGUCUCUGAUCAACUGGCCCUUCUGGAGAGGCUCCAGUUCGCAGCUGGACGGCCCCCCCCAGUCCCCGACCUCGUCCCCCACGCAGGGACGGCUGUUCGGACGCCCCCUGAGCUCCGUCUGCUCUCCAGACCACGGCCUGCCCAAGCCCGUCAUGGACAUGCUGGUGUUCCUGUACCUGGAGGGGCCCUACACCAGGGGGGUCUUCAGGAGGUCCGCCGGGGCCAAAGCCUGCCGGGAGCUCCGGGACCGGCUGGACAACGGGACCCACGACCCGGAGAUCACACACCAGUCUGUGUUCGUCAUCGCUGCUGUCCUCAAGGACUUCCUGCGCAACAUCCCGGGCAGCUUACUGAGUGCAGAUCUGUACGAGCAGUGGAUGGAUGUGAUGGAGGGGGAGGGGGGGGGCGAGAGGACAAGAGCUGUGCAGAGGUUGCUCUGCCUCCUGCCCGGUGACAACCUGCUUCUGCUGCGUCACGUGAUCGCCGUGCUGCACUGUAUCCAAGGCAACGCCCAUGACAACCAGAUGAACGCCUUCAACCUGUCCGUCUGCAUCGCUCCCAGCAUGCUUUGGGCACCGGCGCCAAGCACCCCCGAGAUGGAGGGGGAGGGCACCAAAAAGGUGUGUGAGCUGGUUCUUCUCCUCAUCGACAGCUGCAGCUCCGUCCUGGGAGAAGACGUCCCAUCGCUGUUCAGAGGCUUCAGCCAGAAGAGCAGCGACCACGGAUCAGACGCAUCCUCCUUCCAGAUGAACGACUCCUCCUACGACAGUCUGGAGAACGAGCUGAACGACGACCCCGAGUCUCCAUUCAAGGAGCUGCUGCUCCUGCGUGACAAGGACAAGCCGGAGAGCCGCAGCCGCGACUCCGUCAUCACGCUCAGCGACCCCGACGCCGACCCCGACGCCGACCCCGACGCCGACCCCGACGCCGACCUCCUGCUGCAGCUCCCCGCACUGGCCAGACCCCGGAGGUUCAACCCCGCGGCCCGCCAGCCACGCGCCCGCCAGGCCAACGGGCCGUCGCAAGGGCCCCGGAGGCUCAGGAGGAGCUCAGAGCCUGCCUUGGACCUGGCGAGCGCUCCGUCCUCGGGCGCCGCGACGGUUCACGCCGACAGCGGCCACCUGCCGGUGAGGAAGGCAAGCUACGAUGCCGCCAUGGAGGGUGGGGCGGGGAGGGGUGAGGACGAGGUAUUUCUGGAGCGAGGGAUGAGCGGGCUGCAGCUGAAGGAGGAGGAGGAGGAUGGAUGUGAGAAGGGAGGAGCCAAAGUCCAGAAUUGCGGGUGGCGGAAGCUGAAGCACGCCCCUCCGCCUCCGUUGCGGCUUGAUGCCAGCUGUUCCAGUCUGUCGUCACCGGCAACCUCGCCCACAGGCUCCUCCCUCAGCUCUUUAGACUCCGCCUUCUCGCAGUACUCCACUGACUACGCCACCAACGGGGCGAUUCCAUUGGCGGAGCUCGCUCCACUCUCCCCUCUCUUCCCCGGACGGCCCCAGGUGUCACCCGGGGACUCCACACCUCAGAGGGAAGCCCCGCCCCAUUGGCCCCCCCAGGCGCCGCGUGCCAGCCAAACCCCCCAACAUGGCCUCCACCCAAACACGUGGCUCAAGAAGGACCGCCGCCUGUCGCUGAGGCAGUCUGAUAACGGACACUCAGAGGAGGACCACCCGACCGGGACCGGCGAUGCCCAGGACGCCGCGGGUUCGAACCCAAACUGCCGACGGAGAUCCAGUAGCCCUCCGUCCUACCAGCAGGCUCUGCUGCAGCUGCAGCGUGGCCGCUCCCCUUUCUACAGGGGCGCAGAGAAACCCCUGACCAUCAGAGAGCUGAGGCAGUUCCACGACCAGACCUGCACCCACAGACCCUCGAUGCCAGAGUUCCAGACAGGAAGUGAGGUCGCACAGCGUCUGGCCAGAAACGAGUGUGUGCAGCCCCCGCAGGUGGUUUUCUUUGGACAGAACGCCACCACUCUGGUGCUCCAGAGGCAGAAGUCUCACUCUCUCAUUCCGUCCACGGAGGGACCUAAAGGGAGCCAGACCCUCCCCCGCCAAGCAUCCGAACCCGGCGAGGUCCGGGCGAACUCUCACCCCUCCUGCAGCCUCACCCUGGACUGGCCUCGUGCCCCCAGAGGUCAGACGCAAGACGGCGGCCUGCGAGUGUCCGAGGUGGAGCCUAACCACGCCGAGCCGCGCUUCUGCCUUUCUUCCUCCGCCACGCGGGCCGUGCGGGACUACUUUUCCUCCCAGGGGCAGGAGGAUGCAGACGCUUGCCUGCGGAGGAGUCAGGAGGUGGCGUUGGCUAUCGUACAGGGGAAGAGGGAGUGGCGGAGCCGGCGGUGCAGCGACCCGCGAGUGGACGACUUUGACCAGCUGUUUUUUGCAGAGGAGUCGUACGUGUGAACAAGAAGUGUGUGCAUUUUAUAUUAUAUAUUAUAUUAUUACCCCGUGAACACCUUUAUUCUCUACCUCGGUACGUUGUGUCAAGGUACAUCCAAGGUUUUAGAUUGAAAAAGAUACAGACGGACUUCCUGUUUCCACAUUUUCACCUCCUACCAUCUUUUAUGAUUCCUCAGAAUAUUGGGAUUGACAUGUUUUGAUUAGAUAUUAUAUUUUAAGUUUCAUGUAUUUGACAGCCCUUCGAUAGUGAUUAUUACAAAUUGGAUCCUCCAAGAAAUAUUUUUCUCAGGCAAAAUGAAGGAAGAGGAGUUUCUCCAGAAAAAAAUAAAGAAAGGUCGAUGAAUUAUUUUAUUGUGUUCAUAAGUGUUUUAAAAUCUAAAUAUUUUUUGCAUU
Messenger RNA from Cyclopterus lumpus (lumpfish), 3857 nucleotides. It is a transcript of the gene arhgap20, whose product is annotated as Rho GTPase activating protein 20. Gene Ontology annotation, biological process: signal transduction; regulation of Rho protein signal transduction. The coding region runs from base 24 to 3467 and encodes 1147 amino acids. NCBI's taxonomy places the organism in Eukaryota, Metazoa, Chordata, Actinopteri, Perciformes, Cyclopteridae. Gene Ontology annotation, molecular function: GTPase activator activity. The transcript has 15 exons. The record is from RefSeq and is a predicted model, not a curated record.